GACUACAUAUCAGAUAUACACAGAGAGCUUCCUUUCACAAAAAACAAACACUCCUCCAACUGAAGAUGGAACAACUGGAUCGCACUGCGCCCCCGUGCCCAUGACCAAUUAGGAGCGACCAAUUCUUGUCUUUGAGGAUCCCGACACGCGCUUGCCAGUCAUUUUUCUCACGCUUUCAAGAGACACAUUUAGGUUUGCUUGGUUGUAUCAAUAUUUUAAGUGUAACACGUCGUUUCUGUGGAUUAUAUUAAGGUGGCUGGAUCUUGAGGACGGAGUGCGUCAAGUGAGCGCACGUAUCCAACAAGUGGAUGCAUGAAUUUACUCUCUGCGGAGAAACGCUGGGACUAAAACCACAAUCAAUCAUUGGAUUGAUAACCUACAAAUCUGUGUAUCGACUGGUCGGUUUACAACAGACUAAUAACCCGCACUAAUUAGCUCAGAUGUGGAGCUGGUCUUGAUUGAAGGUGAUGUAUAUGUGUGCGCAUUGUCUCAGUCUGAGGUAGUUUUUUUAUCCAUUGACUUUGUGUAUUAUCAAGGAAAUUGUUUUUCAAACAAAAUGCAAUGUAAGACACCCCCUACAUUUUCCCUGCUCUUCCGUCAUUGACCAAAAGCAAGAUUUCGGCAGACACGCUGCGGAAUCCACCGUCUCUCACCUCGCCCCUCUUCCCCAUAUCCAUGGACUCGCUUCUCUGUUCCCUCGGUGACCGCGGGAGGAAGUUGGGACCCUCUCUGUAGACAUUUCUGUAUGACGAGGGCGCAGGUGGCAGCCAAAGGUCGCAGUCAUGCCGAUGCAUCCAGUCACCUCCACGUUGAUGUACCGGGGGGUCUGCACCAUCCCUGACAUCCUCUCCUACAGGACCCCGGUGAACCUGCCCGAAGACGAAGUUGAAGAAAUACGUGAGGCCUUCAAAGUAUUUGACCGUGAUGGGAAUGGAUUCAUCUCAAAGCAGGAGCUGGGAAUGGCCAUGCGCUCCCUUGGCUACAUGCCAAAUGAGGUGGAGCUGGAGGUCAUCAUCCAGAGACUGGACAUGGACGGUGAUGGCCAGGUGGACUUUGAAGAGUUUGUCACUCUUCUGGGCCCAAAGCUGACGGCAGCGGGGUUGCCAGAUAAGUUCCACGGCACUGACUUUGACUCUGUUUUUUGGAAGUGUGACAUGCAGAAGUUAACGGUCGAAGAGCUGAAAAGGCUUCUGUAUGACACCUUCUGUGAUCACCUUUCCAUGAAAGACAUCGAGACCAUCAUCAUGACUGAGGAGAACCACAUAGAGAACCCUGGGGAGUGCCAGGUGGAUAUAGACACUUCCAGCCCGACGCAGCAAGUCAAGCAAACUUGUGUGCGCAAGAGCCUCAUCUGCGCCUUUGCCAUAGCUUUCAUCAUCAGCGUCAUGCUCAUCGCAGCCAAUCAGGUGCUGCGGAGUGGCAUGAAAUAGGAACUGUGGCAUUUUCAGCCUUGAACACCACCUAAAGGCUGCCUUACAGAUACAGAUAAAGCUAAAAAAACAAAAAACAAAUAACAGACAAUCGCACAGCUGUAAAACAGGCCAACAUAUGACCGUAGAGUAACUGGAGUUACCAAGGACACUACAUGUGCAGGAAUUGCUGACAUGCUGACAACUUACAGAGCUUCAAGGACAACAGGACCUCACAUGUGUUUAAAGUGGACAGCUGACUAUACAUAUCACUCUUCGUAAAACAACAUUUAGUAUUCAUUAGCUGUGUGCACUCGAGCAGUGUUUUCAGUAUGGUGGCAGCUAUAGAGAGAAGUGUAGUGUCCAGUUUUGUAUUUGUCCAGUGUACCAUGUGGUUUAUUAUAAACGAGUAGAAAGAAAUCUGUGAAAUAUUGUAAUGACAUUGGAGAAAAUUAGAUAAGAAAGUGCAGUUAUGUGCAAGGUCUGGAGUGCAAAGUGUUGUGGAGCUGUUGUAUGUGUUGCAACAUAGUUCAGAAACCACUUGGGAAUAACAAUACCUUUGUAAGAAACAGAUAAAAUGGUUUGCAGGGAGGUGCAUGUCAUCGUGUGGACAGUUUUACUCAUUCACUGACUGCAGGGCUUCAGCGUGAGAAGGAUGGAGCGGGAUGAAGCAGGUGAAUGGCUCUCAGGAGGAAGGUGCAAUCUGAAUGCACAGGUAACUGGCUGGACAUGCAGUGAACACUCAGCUCUCUCUGUCUCCACAGCAGGGCCUUGUGGGCCUCAGAGAAUGACCAUCAUCUAUGCAUGAAAUGCAUGGAUUUAAACAGUUGUCUUGACACAUUUGUAAAAGUUCUUAUCAAUGUAUUAAUCAUUAUGACUGUGUAACAGAGCUGUUUUCAAUUACUUAUGACAACUGUGAGCAAUUAUGUGUGGUGGGGAUAUCAGCAAUUUCAGCAAAAGUAAAGCAUACAGCUGCAUGAAGAAGAAGGGCUGCUUUAGUACAUGCUCGUAAAAAAAUAUUUUCGGGAUUGCUAAACUAUGGACCCUUUGCCCCGUUUGGGCACCUGAUGAUCAUCAGUCACAGCAAACGACUCGUGCCACUCAACUAUUUAAAGAAUAUGCAUUGAAACUGAUCUGGUUGGGAGUGCUGACACAUACGCACAGGAAUGCAUUUUGUUCUUUUUUUUAAAUUUCUUUUCUGUUUGGAUGCGUUGCUAUGGAGCAAUAAAUGUGUGUACAAUAGACAUCUCACAAUGCUUUGAACAGAUGUGAAUCUUCAAAAGCGUUAGCACCAAUGGACCUACUAACUUUUGAGGUCAGAAAAUGUUCUAUAGCACUUUUCAAAUUAAGGUGUUGGCAAUACAUCAGAGACAUUGGCCCAGAUCAAACAGCGGACAACCCUCUUAUUCAGUGAGAUACAAAAACAGGUGAGUGGAAACCUGGGUGUCAGAAGCUGCCCAGGGCAUUGCAGUUUGACAAGGGCCAAAUGGUGUAAACUGUGGCAAUAAAACAUAAAUAUCUGUGAAGCACCACAUGAAUUUGAUUGGGUGUAGUUUAGAUUGUUGUGCAUGCACCUGGGUAAGGUCUGUCACUAUUGAUGUGUAUUGUACAUAGAAAACAAUUUCAACCAAAGCUUUAGAGGGGUCUGUGACAAGAGAACUGGGCCAAAUAAUGAGAGCAAGCUUCGUAAACAACUGAUUAAAUUAAUAUUUUACCAGUAAUUAUUUAGAAGAAACCAGAACCAGAAGUCAAAGAUUCAAUCUUACCUGAAAGGUAAGGUAAAAAGGCCCUUCAAAAUGGUCUCAAAAACAAGAUUAAAUAAAAAUUAUUCACAUGAAUAUCCCUUUUAAGGAUCGUUAUUGGCAGCUCCUCCAACUUGAAUCUCACACAAGAGCCAGAACCUCAUAGAGGCAACAAAAUCUUCGCCCAAAGCCAGAAAGCAUAACGACUAUCUGAUGCACCCAGGCAAUUUGUCAAAAGUGUCAACUCUGUGCAGAACACAGUAAAAAAAAGAUAAUUUUUUUUUAUUAACAAAUAUCUUUGUUUCCAUUUUGCACUUGAAAAUGUGCUGCAGCGCACAACAACAACUCACCGUCAUGAUUGUUCAUCCAUUUCCAAAUAUAGUUUAGGCAUAAAGAAUUACUUUACCAUAGAUAUAUCUAUUUUUGUGAUAAGAACGUGAUGGAAAAGAAUAUUAACUGACUGACAAAUUAUACAAAUUUUCAUUAGUUUUCUAUUAUAUCAUCACUGAGGGAACAUUUUCAUGGGGAAUAAAGUUAUAAUAAUUAGAUUUGUUGCCUUAUUCUUUGAGACACUUUGGCAUUGUGAAUACACAUAAAAACACCAAUCAUGAGUUUAUUAUUUAUCACUCGAGCAAAAAUGUACAAACCAAUAUUUAUUUUCUUUUUACAUGUGAAAAGAACUGUAUGAACAUGUUGAUAGUCUGAAUGUCCUAUUUCCAUUGUUCUGUACUUUGAUACUUGUCUUUG
Molecule: messenger RNA, 3898 nt
Organism: Micropterus salmoides (largemouth bass)
Lineage: Eukaryota; Metazoa; Chordata; Actinopteri; Centrarchiformes; Centrarchidae
Gene: cabp7a
Product: calcium-binding protein 7
Exons: 5
Coding region: 783-1430 (215 amino acids)
Molecular function (GO): calcium ion binding
Source: RefSeq, a predicted model, not a curated record